GCUGCGAAAGAGCGGCGGACUGGGAGUUGGUCCUCCACGCGUAUUAUAGCCGUUCGGGGCGCGAGCAACGGCCAUGCUCACAUACUAGUGGUUCAGUGGUUACACGGACGCAAACCAGUGUCGGAUCUGAAGUGAAUUUGUGUUUCUAUUAAGAAAAUGGAGAACGUCGCAUCGAUGGUGCGUGGUGGAAACGAGGAGCAGCGGGAGGAGGAGACCGCGGCGGAGGCAUUGCAAUUAGUUAAAAAUGAGGAGAGGAUGGAGCAGGAGCAGCCGCCUUCCGAGGAGGGUGUCUCGGAGCCGGCAGCUGUAGGUCGGGAGCACUCGCCGCCGUCUCACUCCCAGUCAGUUAUUACAUCACGGCGAGCCAUGCGCACUAUUACAACAGCCGGACACAUCACCACGGCCGAGUUAGUCAACGACGAUAGCGUCAAAGACGAGCCCCCAGAGUCUCAAUUGGAGCAUGAUCAGCACCAUCUUCAACAAUACGCUCCUAAGCUGGAAGAAGGCGAGCCUCGAGAUGCGGUACAACAACAUUACAAAGACGAUAGACUACGAUUAGCCGAAGCCGAUUCAGAGGCUCGACACCAUGCUUUUAAACAGGAAACUUACAGGGGUCUAUCGUCGCCAUCCGAAGUCGCCGAUCGUUUACAACAACAGUACCCGCGUGCUCCACCCCAAAGAACUGAUUACCGGCGUGGACUAGCUUUCCGUUACGGAGCGCCUCCUCAUCACGUAGUCGUGGCACAGGAGGGCGAGCCCGAUGAACAUGCGCACGAAGCGUAUCUCGCACAUAAAGAAAAAGCAGAACAAUUACAAGUAUACGCAGCAGCACCCGAUGGCGUUCCAGGCGGCGCGAGUGACGGUAGACAGUAUGGAGCAGUGCUCAGCGAUCAAGCAGCUGCUUCUAGUGCCUUGGAAAUGAUCCAAACAACAUCAUUAAGUAAUCAGCAAGCGAUCGGAGUGGCGUAUCAACCAGUCAAAUAUGAAACGCGCAGUGACAGUGAGCCGCGACCCACUACAUAUGCUAGUUUACAACCAGUCACGUCUGUGCAUGGUGGAUAUAGUGGAUACGCGGGACAGAGUCCACAGUAUGGGAGCUCAGGAUACAGUACAUAUGCCAGUGGAGGCAAAGAAUUGUUAACUUUAUACGGGAAUGGAUCAGGCGGUGCUGGAGCUGGUCCACGCGGGGACGAGUCUCCGCCGGGUCAACUCAUGUACCGGAGUGAUCCUACACUAUCUUCCUCUUCGCUGACUGCUCGCGGAACUCACGUCGUAUAUGGCUCUGUAGUACCACAGACGCAAGCAGUUUACGAGGCUCCACCUAGUCCAAAUUCACAACAAGUAACGUUAUAUACACACGGUAACACGGUGCAAUACAAAGUGGGAGGAGAGCACUACUUGACGCAGGGCGGCGGCGUGGAGUACGUGCCGGUGUCUGGCUACGAGGGCGGCCUGCUGGUUACGGAGGGGUACGCAGCCCCCGCGCAGACCUGGCCCGGGCACAACCUACUAUCCAUCGACGAUGGCUUUGACCCCAACAUGGCUGGUCUCGGCGAAAUGAAGGAGUGCGUGAACUGCGCGGCGGGAACGACCCCGCUGUGGCGCCGCGACGGCACCGGCCACUACCUUUGCAACGCGUGCGGCCUCUAUACCCGCAUCAACGGCGUCAACCGACCACCGCUCAAGGGCCAGAAGACUAAACCACAACAAGCACUGCCAACGAACGGUAACCGUCGUGUGGGGGUGACUUGCGCCAACUGUCGCACCGCCAACACCACGCUGUGGAGACGCAACAACAACGGGGAGCCGGUGUGCAACGCCUGCGGACUCUACUACAAGCUGCACAAUGUGAACAGGCCGCUCAGCAUGAAGAAGGACGGCAUCCAGACGCGGAAGCGGAAGCCCAAGAGCAUGGGCGGCCACGGCGGACACGGCGGCCACGGCGGCGUGGCGCGGGCGGGCGGCGGCGGGCUCGCCGUGGAGGCACACUCGCACAAGGUGCUGCCUCCGCUGUUCGCGGCGGUGGAGGCGGCCGCGGGCGCGGGCGGCGCGGGGGGCGCGGGGGGCCCGCCGCUGCUGCUGCUGCCCGCUGGGCGCCAUCAAGCCGAUAUGGUACCAACGUUAGAGAGGUCGUCGGGGGCGGCGCCGCUCCACUACCGCCCGCCGUAACUGAAGAACUCUUGGAAUCCUGCCUCUGGUUGUGUACAUAUCAGUUAAGGAAAGAAUAGAAAGUAACAGGCCCCACACCGGACUACGUCCUGCGACAUCAUUUAAAUUUAAUCUAUACAUAUAAAUAAAAUUGGAGUGUCUGUUUGUAAUAUUGAAGUAACCGUUUUUUACUACAUGCAUAUGAAUAUAAAUACAAAAAUUGUAAAAAUGUUAUUUUGAUGUAGAACCAUAAAUCAAAAUAAUAUUUUUAAAAUGUUUGUCUGUCUGUCUGUCUGUUUGUUCCGGACAAUCUUUGAAAUGGCUGGACCGAUUCAG
Messenger RNA from Achroia grisella, 2484 nucleotides. Its product is annotated as transcription factor GATA-4-like. The coding region runs from base 157 to 2169 and encodes 670 amino acids. Gene Ontology annotation, biological process: positive regulation of transcription by RNA polymerase II; cell fate commitment; negative regulation of transcription by RNA polymerase II. The transcript has 8 exons. Gene Ontology annotation, molecular function: RNA polymerase II cis-regulatory region sequence-specific DNA binding; zinc ion binding; DNA-binding transcription factor activity, RNA polymerase II-specific. Lineage: Eukaryota; Metazoa; Arthropoda; Insecta; Lepidoptera; Pyralidae. The record is from RefSeq and is a predicted model, not a curated record.